This is a messenger RNA of Python bivittatus (Burmese python), 1070 nucleotides long. It is a transcript of the gene DPT, whose product is annotated as dermatopontin. NCBI's taxonomy places the organism in Eukaryota, Metazoa, Chordata, Lepidosauria, Squamata, Pythonidae. The record is from RefSeq and is a predicted model, not a curated record. Gene Ontology annotation, cellular component: extracellular matrix. Gene Ontology annotation, biological process: collagen fibril organization.
GCCAGCACAACAACGCCAGUUGGGCGUUUUACAGCCAGAAGCUCGAGCAACAUGGACCUUGUUCUUCUCUGUAUGUCCCUGCCACUAUUCACAGUGGCAUGGGGCCAAUAUGGGGACUUUUACCAUUCCUAUGAUGACUACAGGAGUACUGAUGACUGGGUUAAUGUGUACCGGCAGGGUUUCAGCUUCCAGUGCCCUCAUGGGCAAGUGAUAGUGGCUGUGAGGAGCACAUUCAGCAAGAAGGAAGGGUCUGAUAGAUUGUGGAACUAUGCCUGCAUGCCUACCCCAGAUACUCUUGGGCAGCCUACUGAAUGUUGGUGGGAAGAUAUCAACAGAGCUGGACUGCAAUGGUAUCAAACAUGUUCAAAUAAUGGGUUAGUGGCAGGAUUCCAGAGCCAAUAUUUUCCAUCUGUGCUUGAUCGAGAGUGGCAGUUUUAUUGUUGCCGGUACAGCCAGAGAUGUCCAUACUCAUGUUGGAUGACAUCAGAACAUCCAGAACAUUAUGGAGAAGACAUGGACAUGAUGAUGUACACCUAUGAUCAUUAUAUCCGCGGAGCAGCCACAACUUUCUCUGGUGUAGAAAGAGAUCGUCAAUGGAAAUUUAUUGCCUGCAGGAUGACAGAUUUUGAUUGUCAAUUUCAAAAUGCUUAGAAGCCCUGAAUAUAUACUACGUUCUAGAGUAUGGGUGGGAAAUAAAGAAAAGGGUGAAAAGAAAAAAGGUAGGAAAGUCAAGUUUAGUAAUAAUGCACCAACCUCUUCACAGAGGUUUGACUCUUGUACUCAAAAAUUGCAUUCAGCUUUAUUUUCUGCAGGUGAAUUCUUACAGCUCUUAAUUAAAUAAUACAUAUGCUGCCUCCAUUCUUACAAUCUCUGCAGAUCAUGCAUGCAGAGUACUUGAAUUUCUAUUGCUUUCCGGCCCAUUCACAUGCCUGAUCAUUUGCAGCUGCGGGAUCAAUGUUAGUAUGGGAGUAAGCAUGGCCAGUCUCUCUUCCCACAAUAAUGGAACUUUUACCCAUUAUUGGUCCAAUUCUCACAUAUGUCACUACUAUGAACUGGGCAUAUGGGUAGUU